AUGCGCUCUUUCGCCACUAUCAUGGCUGCCGCCGCCCUGGCCCAGACCGCAAUGGCCCACUACCGCUUCAACAAGCUCAUUGUUGGUGACGAGGUUACCAAGGAGUACGAGUACGUUCGCCAGAACAGCAACAUGAACUCUCCCGUCACCGAUGUCACCUCCAAGGACCUUGUUUGCAACGUUGGUGGUCUUGACACUGGUGCUCAGACCUCCACUUACAAGGUCGCUCCUGGUGACACUGUCGGUUUCGCUGUCGACACUCCUAUCCAGCACCCUGGCCCUCUCAACGUCUACAUGUCCAAGGCCACUGGUGAUGCUUCCGAGUACGACGGUUCCGGUGACUGGUUCAAGAUCUACGAGAUGGGUGCCAACAAGGCCGGCGACAACGGUCUUACCUUCAAGGCUGACAAGCUUGACAAGGUCACCUUCACCCUCCCUGACGAGACCCCCGCUGGCCAGUACCUUCUCCGUGUCGAGCACAUCGGUCUUCACAGCGCUUCUUCUUUCGGUGGUGCCCAGUUCUACAUUUCUUGCGCUCAGAUCGAGGUCUCUGGCAGCUCUACCGCUAAGCCUGACCCCACUGUCAAGAUCCCUGGUGUCUACACUGGCCACGAGGAUAGCAUUGAGCUGAGCAUCUACUACCCCAUCCCUGUUAACUACCAACCCCCUGGCCCUGCCGUUUGG
Aureobasidium pullulans EXF-150 is the source of this 684-nucleotide messenger RNA. RefSeq names its product family 61 glycoside hydrolase. Lineage: Eukaryota; Fungi; Ascomycota; Dothideomycetes; Dothideales; Saccotheciaceae. The record is from RefSeq and is a predicted model, not a curated record. The transcript has a single exon. The annotation marks the transcript as partial.